Ilex paraguariensis (yerba mate) is the source of this 589-nucleotide messenger RNA. NCBI's taxonomy places the organism in Eukaryota, Viridiplantae, Streptophyta, Magnoliopsida, Aquifoliales, Aquifoliaceae. The record is from the annotation of a GenBank genome assembly.
AUGGCUGCAUCGACCAUCAUCACCAGCAAAUAUCGAGCAUCAUGGUCUCACAUCAUUCUCACCCAACUACGAGUCCAUUCCUCCUCCUCCUCCUCCUCCCCCUCCCCUCGACCAUUAUCCACUUUACACCAUUCUUUUCCGACCACCCCAAGGACAACUACCACAACCCACACUUGUCAUUUCCAAACUCUUCCCAUUUCCCAUUCCCACCUCCGCCGUGGAUUUCGUUUCCCUGGAAAUCGAUUUUUCUCCAUUUCUUCGGGGAAAGCCAUCCAAGAGCUUCUCGCGGACGUGGAGAGGGAAAAGCAGAAGGAGAGAGAGGAGAGGAAAAGGGCGGGUUUAGAUACUGCCGAUAUCGACGCUGAGGAUGAUGAGGAUUACAUGGGUGUGGGCCCGAUCAUCGAGAAGCUCGAGAAGGAGAAGCUCAAAGACACCGACACCAACCUCCACUUGUACGAAGAGCCCACUGACUCGGACACUGACGACGACGAUGAACGCUUCACCACCGACUCCAUUAAGAAGCGAUCAGACGAGUUCGAGAAGAAGUUCAAGCGGCAUGAAGAGCUCCUCAAGAACUUCACCGAUGCUG